Messenger RNA from Prunus mume (Japanese apricot), 1054 nucleotides. Lineage: Eukaryota; Viridiplantae; Streptophyta; Magnoliopsida; Rosales; Rosaceae. The record is from RefSeq and is a predicted model, not a curated record.
GCCUGCAAAGAAACCAGAUUACACAUACCCCGAAGCACAUAAGAAAGGCCGAAAAAGAGCAAGCCAAAGCGAAGAUGAAGCAGCCAACAAAAAAAAGGAGGACAAAGAUACAUACCUUCAGUUGCACAUGUAUGAGGUCUACAACAGGCUGGAUGAAAUAUCAAAGAAGAAGUUGGAAAAUUACUGGAAAUCUGCAUCUGAUUCUGAUGAGGACGCUUUUUACCUACAAAAUAGGACAAUAUUGUACAAACAUAACAUUGAAAAGCUGAUGGGAGAUGGUCCAAUUUCUGCACUAAUCAUCGAUGCUUAUGGAGAGGCACUUAAUGAUGAUGCGAAGCAGAACCCUCAGAAACAGAAAAAUGCAUAUUUGUCCGCCAAUAACUAUAUGUUUUUGCGAGGUGCCUCACACAAGCUGACAUAUCAUGCUUUCUAUAUGCCACUCCUAGAAAAUAUUGGAAGAGUUGAUAGAGUGUUCAUACCAAUUACAGAUGAGAACCACCAUACGCUGCUUGUCUUUGACACCGGUGCAGCAAAAUGGACACACUUCAACUCAUUCAGGGGGACAUCAGAACAAACUCUCCAAUAUUAUCACAAGAAGGCAAUUGUUUUGGUUGAGACAGCAAAUAUAUUCCUCUGUCUUCUUAAGGAAUGUGCUGCAGUAUCACUGAAAACAAAACUCGUCCAAAUUCCUGAUUUUGAUGCCAAGAUGCCGAGAGGGCUUAAUGAAGCUUCAGCUAGAAUGAUAUCAAAAAUACUUGCCAGCAACGAACUUACACCAGAAUAUGCUCAGACAAUGAAGUAUCUGAUUUGUCAUGAUACUACUAACUUCAAGCUGACUGAGAACAGAGAAUGUCCCCAACAAGCAAACAAUUCCAAUGAUUGUGGCGUCUUUGUCAUGCACUUCAUGAAGCAGCUUUCCAAAGACCAACAAAUAGAAUCAGAUUUCAACAAAGAAAAGGUCUGGCAAAUGAGAAAAGAAGUCCUCAUGAAAAUUAUGAGCAAUGAAAGAAGUUGGAUUUCCAUCAAAGAAAGAGAAGAGAGAAAUGCAAAAUAA